This is a messenger RNA of Colletotrichum spaethianum, 1818 nucleotides long. RefSeq names its product reticulocyte-binding protein 2 a. The transcript is spliced from 2 exons. Lineage: Eukaryota; Fungi; Ascomycota; Sordariomycetes; Glomerellales; Glomerellaceae. The record is from RefSeq and is a predicted model, not a curated record. Bases 1 to 1818 code for a protein of 605 amino acids.
AUGGGACAAGCACUGUCUGACGAAAGCUCGCGGCACAUGUCGCACGAAGAGCUCACCCAUGAACUCGCCAGCCGCUUCGCCGACAAGUGCUUCACUUCGCUCGAACUCUACUCCUUCAAAGAUGUCUUCAAAAGCCUGGCAGACAAGCAGGGCGAUAUCCGCUACCUAAAGGAGGACACCCUCGCCCGCUUCCUCGAGAUACCCGACAUCCUCCAUGUCUCUCCUGUCAUAUUCCAGAUGGUGUCCUACAUCGGCGCCUUCCCCUUUCUCCAAGACGCGCCCGCCGUCCUCGGCAUCGACCAGAUGGUUAUGGUGGUCGUGAUCAUGACACAGAGACACAAGCGGGUUCUGGCCAAAGGAGCAACCGACCGCGCCAAGCUCAUCUUCAAGAGUCUUGCAGUCUACGACCGUAGGGCUUCCGAAGCUGCCAUCUCCGCCGAGGAAUCUUCGAAGGAGGAAAAGACGACCGACUCACAGCCGAGGAGCCAUGUCGCAGGCUUCGCAGUCGACGAGCCGGCCGAGGAACCAGAGGACGACGACGACGAUCUCGAGAUUGCCGCCUUUGAGCUACUCGAUAUCAACGACGCCGUCUGGCAAGGCGACGCACCGAAGAUGCAGGGAGCCAUGAUUCCAGCCGACAACUUCCGCAAGUUGCUCAUGUUGCUCAUCUUGAUAGCUCCCCUAAAUGCCCAGGAGAGACUGUCCAUGUAUUCCACCCGCGUAACGGGUGACGAACUGGACAGCCUUCGCGCUACUGCUGAGCACAUCCUGGCGGCUUUCUUGAACGUCGAAAAGGCCCCCGGCAUCAAGUUCAGUCACUUCAACCGAGUGCUGCCCGUCUGCUUCCCUAAUCUCUUCAAUGGGUUCAGCCCCCUCUUCGAGCACUUCCUCUUCUCCAAGAACUUGGACUUUACAAAACACAGAGGCGAAGAGCCGGCAGCUGAAAAGCAACCUGAAGAAGUCGUGCAGCCGUUGCUGCCAGAACCGGGCGAAAUUCUUAACUUGAACGUCCUUUCCCAGCUGUCCUUCUUCCUACCAGGAUCAGACCUGUUCAGACGACUCAGACCCCUUUAUUCCGGUAACAAAGACGGGUUCUCUACGGGAAGCUUCGAGAGCAAAGUGUUCAAUUGGAGAGCGCCUACAAUACUUCUGGUGCGUGGCACGCGGAUCAACGGCGACCCCCACGGCAGCCAGGAAACAACUUUCGCCGCGUCGAUUCCCCCGCGCCGAUUCCCGAACGGCAGUAAGGGUGACCGUCUGACCUUUGGUGUGUACGUUAGCCACCCGUGGAAGCAUACUACCAAGGAAACUUUCGGCGAGAGAGACACGGUUCUCUUCCAGCUGGAGCCGGUCCAUGAUGUGUUCCCUGCCUCUCGAUACAACUCAGAAUUCAUCUCCUUUACUAAGGCGCCUACUAAUCGGCCCAUGCUCGGCGUUGGAUGCCCACACCCUCGACAAAGCCAAGCUCACCGGCGGAAUACGACGUUGUCCCUCGGCGCCGUUUCCUUGCUACUAGACGACUCAUUCGAGUUUGGAGUUUUCAACCACGAUUGGACCGCGGGCGGUGGAGCGUUCGCAACGAGCGUGUCACGAAAGUUUGACUUCCAGGAUCGAUUUGAGAUUGAAAGUCUCGAGGUCUGGGGCUGUGGCGGUGAUGAAGAGGCGAAAUCCCAGGCCGAGCGUUGGGCCUGGGAGCAUCGUGAAGCGGAAGCCCGGCGGAAGGUCAACCUGGGAACCGGUGAUUUGGAGGCCGACCGCGCAUUGUUGGAAAUGGCUGGUCUCGUGGGCAACCACCGGAGCGGUGGAUCAAUGGCAUGA